Guyanagaster necrorhizus is the source of this 1907-nucleotide messenger RNA. RefSeq names its product guanine nucleotide binding protein, alpha subunit. NCBI's taxonomy places the organism in Eukaryota, Fungi, Basidiomycota, Agaricomycetes, Agaricales, Physalacriaceae. Gene Ontology annotation, cellular component: heterotrimeric G-protein complex; cytoplasm. Gene Ontology annotation, biological process: adenylate cyclase-modulating G protein-coupled receptor signaling pathway. Gene Ontology annotation, molecular function: guanyl nucleotide binding; G protein-coupled receptor binding; G-protein beta/gamma-subunit complex binding. The transcript has 9 exons. The record is from RefSeq and is a predicted model, not a curated record. The coding region runs from base 46 to 1515 and encodes 489 amino acids.
CUCAGGUAGGCGCCACAACCUUCCUUUCUUUCCACCAUCUUCGCCAUGAAGACCCCUUCUCUCUAUAGCCAGGACGAUCCAAUUACAGAGGCAUUGCGACCGCCUCCCACAGAAACUGAAGCCGAGCGCUUUGCCCGUUUACAAGCGGAAGCGGAGGCAAAACGGAUUUCAGAACAAAUUGACGAGGAUCUUAGGCAAGAGAGGGAACACCUGAAGAGGAAGAAAACUGAUGUCAAGCUACUCUUGCUUGGCCAGGCUGAGAGCGGGAAGUCGACGCUUCAGAAGCAAUUCCAACUCAUGUAUAAACCGAACUCUCUCGACCAGGAAAGGUCUUCAUGGCGAACAGUCAUAUAUUUUAAUGUCGUUCACUCUAUCAAACAUAUCUUGAGCACGCUGGAAGCAUGGGAUGACUCGCUCGAGGACGAAAUGGAUAUCGACGGACCUUACAGCCACGGCAGGUCUACACCCACAGUGCAUAGUUCUAGGUCACAUCACUUUUACGACCCUCUUACCUCGAAAACCACCAUUGCUAAUAUCCGUCGGCGGCUUUCCGCCUUGGUCGCUUCUGACAUCCAACUCGCUGACCGUCUGAGCGGAGGCAUUACCGUAUCUGGAUCUGGCAAAGGCGGUGUUUACGUUCGUAGUGGAUGGCAGGCACGGACCAUUGAGAAUGCCCUGGGAAGGAUUCGUCCAAGGCCUUCCGUUGAUGGUGAUGGCAAAAAAGGUCGGGACAGCUUUUCCACCGAGAUUAUACAGGAUGCGCUGGUUCAGGACGUCGGGCGGAUGUUGGAUGCAGCCAAGGACGACAUCAAGGAGCUCUGGAAUCAUCCGACGGUCAGAGGCCUUAUAAGCAAGCGGCGUCUAAAGUUGGAUGAGUGGUCGGAAUUCUUUCUUCGACACAUCAGCCGUGUAGCGGCCUCGAACUACGUCCCUACGACAGAUGAUAUUCUACAUGCUCGAAUACAGACCAUGGGCGUUGCAGAGCAUAUUUUCGACGUUACCAUUCAUGGCAAAGCUGUUACCUGGCAUUUAUACGAUGUUGGUGGUGCUCGUGGGCAACGACACACAUGGAUUCCUUACUUUGAUGAUGCCAAUGCUAUCAUCUUUGUGGCUCCUGUAAGUGCUUUCGAUCAGUAUCUCGAAGAAGAUCCGAGAACAAACCGUAUUGACGACUCCUUGCAACUAUUCACUCAGAUAUGCUCGAAUCGUUUACUGAAGAAUGUCCACCUUGUCCUUUUUCUCAACAAGACCGACUUACUCAAGAAUAAGAUCGAUUCUGGUUUACGAGUUCAGAAAUACAUCACUUCCUUCGGCGAACGGACGAACGAUUACGAGACUGUCGUUCAGUAUUUCCGUGCCCAUUUCUUGCAGGUUCAUCGACGAAAUAAUGAGAAUCGUCGCGUGCUGUAUACUCAUUUCACCAGUGUUGUGGACACAAAGGCCACACAACGAAUUAUCGGCAACGUGCGCGACUCUAUUUUCCGAGGAUAUCUUCAGGACGCCGCCCUCGUAUAGUCCCAACACAGCUAAGCCUUACCCUCCUUGGUUUCCGCAUUGGGCGGAGGGCUUGUUGUAACGACCAACCCCAUCGGCCUUUUAGAACUGAACGGUGCAUUCAUGCUCUACUCGCUCUUUUCCAUUUGUUAUUGUACUGCUCCUCACUGUUCGUGGUGCUCAUCGAAGUGUAUUCAGCGCACUCAAUAAUUCUCUACUCUUCCUGUCAUUGUUCUUUUUAUAUUUUGGUCACUACGUGUUUAUGUCUACCUGAAACUCAUCAUUAUGUAUACUCGAGCUCUCCGCAUCGCUUUUUUGUACGCACCCGCAGCUGUAAUCCCAAAUUAUUAUCAUUAUGACAUACAGUUCGAUAAGUAUUACCCCCAAUAGACCAAUUGUGCUGUAGACAACUU